AUGGCGGGGCCGUGGGGCCACCCGGGCGGGACCCUGAAGGGCAAUGGCAGCGCACUGCUCAACGCCUCGCAGCAGGCGCCGGGAGGCGCGGAGGGCGCGAGGCGACCCUCCUGGCUGGCCUGCACGCUCGCCUUCAUCCUCAUCUUCACCAUCGUGGUGGACGUCCUGGGCAACCUCCUGGUCAUCCUGUCCGUCUAUCGGAACAAGAAGCUGAGGAACGCAGGGAAUAUAUUUGUGGUGAGCCUUGCCGUUGCGGACCUGGUGGUAGCUGUGUACCCAUACCCCUUGGUGCUGACGUCUAUAUUUAACAACGGGUGGAAUCUGGGACACAUGCACUGCCAAGUUAGUGGCUUCCUAAUGGGCUUGAGUGUCAUUGGCUCCAUAUUCAAUAUCACUGGAAUUGCCAUUAACCGCUAUUGCUACAUCUGCCACAGCCUCAAGUACGACAAGCUGUACAGUAACAAGAAUUCCCUCUGCUGUGUGUUCCUGAUAUGGGCGCUGACGCUAGUGGCGAUCAUGCCCAACCUGCAUACAGGCACCCUGCAGUAUGACCCGAGGAUCUACUCCUGCACGUUUGCACAGUCCGUCAGUUCGGCAUACACCAUAGUGGUGGUGGUUUUCCAUUUCCUGGUUCCUAUGAUCAUAGUCAUCUUCUGCUACCUAAGAAUAUGGAUCCUGGUUCUUCAGGUCAGACGGAGGGUGAAACCUGACAAUAAACCCAAAAUGAAACCACAGGACUUCAGGAACUUUGUCACCAUGUUUGUGGUCUUUGUACUUUUUGCCAUUUGCUGGGCUCCUCUCAACUUUAUUGGUCUGGUUGUGGCUUCAGACCCUGCCAGCAUGGCACCCAGGAUCCCAGAGUGGCUAUUUGUGGCCAGUUACUAUAUGGCAUAUUUCAACAGCUGCCUCAAUGCAAUUAUAUAUGGGCUACUGAACCAAAAUUUCAGAAAGGAAUACAGAAGAAUUAUAGUCUCACUGUGUACAGCCAGAAUGUUCUUUGUGUAUAGUUCUAAUGAUGCCGCAGAUAGGGUUAAAUGCAAACCCUCUCCAUUAAUGACCAACAAUAACCUAAUAAAAGUGGCCUCUGUUUAAAAAACAAAGACAUUGCUGGCAAGAUGUACACAUUGCUCAAGGUCUUACUCAUUUUCAUGUUUGCUUCCGUCUUGACAGAUGCCUAGAGGUACAGGGUAGUUGAGAAAACUUGUACUCUUAUGAGGUUGUCUCUAGUUUAUGAGCUUCUGUGUU
Messenger RNA from Suricata suricatta (meerkat), 1245 nucleotides. RefSeq names its product melatonin receptor 1A (gene MTNR1A). The transcript has 2 exons. Gene Ontology annotation, cellular component: membrane. Lineage: Eukaryota; Metazoa; Chordata; Mammalia; Carnivora; Herpestidae. Gene Ontology annotation, biological process: G protein-coupled receptor signaling pathway. Bases 1 to 1092 code for a protein of 363 amino acids. Gene Ontology annotation, molecular function: melatonin receptor activity. The record is from RefSeq and is a predicted model, not a curated record.